UUUCUUGAGGAUACAUUUUGAAAAGUAACUGGUAGCAGUCAACUGUCUGAUUCGGAGCGACAUAUCGAUAGUUGGAAGCUUCGGAAAUGUAAAUUUCUUUCCGCUAUAUACCAAGUUCUGUUAAUGCACCAGGGUCCAAUACUUGAGUUCACCGUUGACAUGGUGGCAGGUUACAACUGUUUUGAACUUGAUCAAAUAAUAGUUCAUUUGUCAAGGAGAAAUACUAUCACUGAAUUGAAGCUUAUGAAUGGUUAUGCGGAUGGUGCCUUUGAGCAGUAUGCGGUACCAUUCUCUAUUUACUCAUUGCAUCAAUUGACGUACCUACGUCUCUUUGAUUGUUAUAUAAAGCAUAAACCGACAUUCAGUGGAUUUGGUAGCCUUACAACCUUAUGCUUGGAGUCUGUAAGCAUUGCUCCUAAAACACUUCUACAUCUUUUAUCCAAAUCGUCGUUACUCAAGAGAGUAAAUUUGUAUCUAUAUUAUCAAGACGAAGAUGGACACAUGCCCUUUAUUGACCUAUUGGAGUGUAUACAUUUGGUUGAACAUCUGAAAAUUGGCGAUUCUGAAUGGAUUAAAAAGUGUUUAAUUGUAGAAGAAGCUCCACAAAAGCUUCCAACCUCAUUAGUCCACCUCAAAAAAGUGUCUUUUGAAAUGUGUUUCAAUAGCAAGCAUGGGUUAUCGAUUAUUGCUCUCUUGAUCAAAUCCUCCCCAAACUUGGAGAGAAUUAAGCUGGGGACUCUAUGGUAUCGUAGAGAUUAGCUGGAUAUUGAGACAAACCCCGUUACACUGGAUGAUUAUUCUAAUAUUUGGCUAGAGCAUCUCUAUGAAUUAAAGAUUAAAAAUUUUACCAAGAAAAACUGAGUUGGAGUUUGUGAAGCUAAUCUUGGCCAAGUCACCUAUGCUAAAGAAGGCGAAAAUAGUCCUCGACACAAAGGUUACAAAAGAUGAAAAGAUGCUAUUAUCAAGAAUUCUCUUCAACGCCCCAAGUGUAUCACCCGUGGUAGAAAUCACUGUUGAGUGUGUUACCCGUUAUUAAUCGUAAAUGUAAGUUUAAAUGUAUGCCUGAUGCAGACAUUUGGCUUCAAAUC
Messenger RNA from Erigeron canadensis, 1088 nucleotides. RefSeq lists its product as uncharacterized. The transcript has 4 exons. Lineage: Eukaryota; Viridiplantae; Streptophyta; Magnoliopsida; Asterales; Asteraceae. Bases 124 to 759 code for a protein of 211 amino acids. The record is from RefSeq and is a predicted model, not a curated record.